This is a messenger RNA of Leptinotarsa decemlineata (Colorado potato beetle), 2945 nucleotides long. RefSeq names its product lamin Dm0. Gene Ontology annotation, biological process: nuclear envelope organization; protein localization to nuclear envelope; nuclear pore localization. Gene Ontology annotation, molecular function: structural constituent of cytoskeleton. Gene Ontology annotation, cellular component: nuclear lamina; nuclear envelope. The record is from RefSeq and is a predicted model, not a curated record. NCBI's taxonomy places the organism in Eukaryota, Metazoa, Arthropoda, Insecta, Coleoptera, Chrysomelidae.
ACCUUUAAGCGCAAGCGAAAACCGUUGAACGCCGCUCCCCUAUCAUCUCCGAAAAUAGUUUGGUUACCUCGUAAAGACCUCGACCGAUUUCUGGAGUUUGCUGCGUCAACUGUUCGAUUGUGUAGAUUGUAGAUUCGUUGCAGGCAGUGUGGUGAGUUGUUUGUGUUAUCUUGGUGUUAAGAGUCGUGAAAAUGGCAUCAAAAUCUAAAAAAAGUUCAACGCCUGCAUCUACACAUCAGCGGCCGGCAAGCCCCUUAAGUCCUACCAGACAUUCAAGACUGCAGGAGAAACAGGACUUGCAAAAUCUAAAUGAUCGUCUAGCGUGUUACAUCGACAAAGUUCGCUACUUAGAAGCCGAAAACAGCAGGUUAACCAGAGAAAUACAAACAACACAAGAAACUGUUACUAGAGAAGUAUCAAACAUUAAGUCUAUGUAUGAUCAUGAACUAUCAGACGCCAGAAAGUUGUUAGAUGAAACUCACCGAGAGAAAGCCCGUUUGGAAAUUGAUGUUAAACGUCUGUUAGAUGAAAACGAAGAGCUAAAAGCUGAUUUAGCCAAAAAAAGCAAAGAUUUGGUUCUGGCUGAGAAUUCUGCCAGAAUUUAUGAAACUAGGUGCAAUGAAUUACAACUCAAAGCUAAUCAGGCAGCUGCAGAUGCUAAAAAAGCUGCUACAGAUGCUAGAGACCUUGAAAAGGAAAGGGAUAAGCUAAGAAAGCUCCUUGAUGAACAUCGUAAGCAACUGGAGGAAGAAUCCUUAGCUAGAGUUGAAGUAGAGAACUCCAACCAGAGUCUCAGAGAAGAACUAUCCUUCAAAGACCAAGUGUACCAACAACAGCUUACCGAGACGCGCACUCGUCGCCAGGUGGAGAUCAGCGAAAUCGACGGUCGUCUCGCUGAAAAGUAUGAAGCCAAGCUCCAGGAUGCUCUACAGGAACUCCGAGAUCAGUAUGAAUCCCAGAUGGCAACCAAUCGUCAUGAGAUCGAAUUGCUCUACGAGCAGAAGAUUAAAAACCUGCAGGCGGCCAACGAUAGACACCAGUCGUCUGCUGUAGGCGCUCUUGAUGAACUGAGACAGGUCAGGACCAGGAUCGAUACUCUGACUUCGAGGAUCUCAGACUUGGAGAAUCAGAACGCUGGCCUGUCAGGCAGAGCUAGGGAUCUUGAGAAGUUGUUGGAGAAUGAAAGGCUUCGGCAUGCUGAAGACCUGGCUCUCCUUGAAAGGGAAUUGCAAAGAUAUCGUGAUGAGAUGCAGGUGCAACUGCAGGAAUAUCAAGACCUUAUGGACAUCAAAGUGUCAUUAGAUUUGGAAAUCGCCGCAUAUCGCAAACUACUCGAGUCAGAAGAAGCUAGACUGAACAUCACUCCUCAUGGUACCGAAAGGGAGGUAUCCCAUCACAGCGUGCGCAGCUCCUCUCAGCGCCGCACCCCAGUACGAGCGGGUGCCAAACGGAAGCGCACACUUCUUGAAGAGAGCCAGGAAUCUAGUUUGUCUGACUACAGCGUCAACAGUUCCUCAAAAGGAGAUAUUGAAGUAGCUGAUGUGGAUCCUGAGGGACAGUAUGUGAAAUUGCACAACAAAAGUAACCAGGAGGUUGCUCUUGGAGGAUGGCAUGUUGUCAGACGUGUAGGCGACAAUGAGACUCAGUUUAAAUUCCACAGGUCGCUGAAGUUGGAAGGAAAUGGUUUUGUUACGAUUUGGAGCUCUGAUCUCAACAAAGACCAUGAACCGCCAAACAACUUGGUCAUGAAAGGACAGAAAUGGAUUGUUGGAGAUAACAUGACUACAACAGUAUUGAAUAACAAUGGUGAGGAGGUAGCAGUAUCCGAAAGAGUAAAAAGGCAGUUAUCCAGUUCAUUACUGAGACACAGAGAAAUGGCUGGAGGUUAUCUUUCUGAAGAACUCCAUCACCAACAAGGUGAUCCUCAGGGUGAUGAAAAGUGUCGAAUAAUGUGAAGUUCUGCACUCUAAUGAAAAACUUUAGUAUAAGAUUGAUAUAUACAGAAAUAAGUCGAUUUUAUUCGGCCUGUUCCAUAAUGGUGAGGCAAUGUGUUUAUUCCUCAAAAACCAGCUUCCAUCGGCCGGAAGAACUCGAUUUUUUUAUUGACAAAAAGCUUAUUUGAAUCGAACUAGAGAGAGAAUGUAUAACAUUUCAGUAUUUUUCUUCAGUGGUUGCCACACCUGUUAUAAAAUGAUUUCUGUUUUUUCUGUUUUCAUUUUAUAGUAUGUCUGGUUGUUUGUAAUUUUGUUUUGAAUAAAUGGUGAAACCAUCGUUUGUUUGUAACGAACGUAACCUUAUUAAUUAAUAUCAGAUAGUUUAGGAAAAUUCAGGUAUUAGGGUAAAUAUAUCAAACUUUUUUGACCUUGCAUUUCUGAAUUCUAACGUCGGUUUUAUGAAUCCAGUAACCAAAUUGUCCACCUGGUUGUCGAAUGUUCGAUAAAUCAGGUUUUUGUCAAUAUUUUAUUUUUUGUACUAAAAACGAGUUUAUUUGUUUGAGCCUCCAUGAAGGGAUUCGAAAAAGAUUUUUUGCGGUGUUUAUGAAGACUUUUAUAUAUUUUUAUUUUAUAUAAGUAUUCUACUAUUAUAUGGAGUCGACAAAAAUCUUUACUUGGGCAUAACAUUAUCGGUUGUGUUAGGCAAUUUUUUUUGUUGACUGACCUCGAGAGAAAAAACACUUCAUUUUUGUCUUUUACAUCUUCACCAUCCUGCAUUUUUUUAACAUUUUGGUAUAGGUUUAAGUAUAAUUAUAUGCUUCGUUUGUAAUUUGUGUUCAAUAAAAAGAAUUUGAAUAUAUCUAGUUUUUAUUGUGCCUCGUGGACAAAUUUUUAUUUGUAAGUCUAGAAUUAAGUACUAGUUCAAAACAGUUUGUAGAUUUAGGUUAUGUUGUAUCUCUUGCAAAUUUGAUGUUUUUCACAAAUAUUACAAAUAAAGUAUAUUUUCACCAA